AUCCACAUAAAAUCCCAGGCUGCCAUUGGAGAGCCCGUUGGCAAGAGCGAACAGGACGCAGACGCAGGAGAUAUCAGCAGGAAGGCGCCCGACCAACGCAGUGUCCAUCACUUCAUCUCAUGUAACCAGACAGCGUCUGUUGGAGGCAGUUAUUUAACAAACUUCGUGAUAAAAAAGAGACAAAAGAAGGCAAGAAAAUGGGACAUACCGCAAUACCAAUAUUGAUGGCUGUAUUGUCCUACUGCGUGUGGGAAAACGUCGAGGCUCUGGCCAUGACGGAGGUGAACGGGCCAGGCCUGCAGGUGGCAGAGCCGCAGAUCGCCAUGUACUGCGGCCGUCAGCUGCUGCACAUGAACCUACAGACUGGCCAGUGGGAGCCAGACCCUCAGGGCCGCCAGGGCUGCUUCAAAGAGCCCGGAGAUAUCCUGUCCUACUGUCAGGAGGUGUACCCAGCACUUCCGAUCUCCCAUAUAGAGGAGUCUAAAAGACCUGUCACCAUCCCCGCCUGGUGUAAGAAAGGUUGGGGCCACUGCCAGACACACCCCUUCAUAGUGCUGCCCUACCGCUGUCUAGAGGGCGAGUAUGUGAGCGAAGCCCUGCUGGUGCCGGACCGAUGCCGUUUCCUCCACCAGGAGCAGAUGGAUGCCUGCGAGAGUUACGUGUAUUGGCACAACAUUGCUAAGGAGGAAUGCACUGCAGACAACCUGGAGCUCCACAGCUACGGGAUGCUGCUGCCAUGUGGAGAUCAUUUCCGGGGGGUGGAGUACGUGUGCUGCCCCGGCCGAGGGAGCUCCAGCGGUAAAGGAGAGACGGAGGACAAAGACCUCCCUGCUGGUACUCAGACACUCUCAGCCCAGACCAAUGGAAAACUCAACACUAUCACCAAAGUGAUGGCGCCCAAUCCAAGCCCCUCUCCUGACACAGACGUGGACGAGGCCGAUAUGGAAGAGGAGGAUGAUGAAGUGGUGGAGGAGGAGGAGGAGGACGAAGAGGAGGAGGAGGAAGUUGAUGAGGAGGAGGCGGAAGAAGAGGAGGAAGAGGAGACAAUAGCUGUGAAAGAUCCAGUGGAGUAUGAAUACCCCAUUGACUCUGAUCCGUACCAGACACCAGACUACCUGGAGCCCUUCUACAACGAGAAAAGCCAGAAACCAACAACCUCUGCUCCUCUGAUGAGGGGGGACAGCUUGAACACACCUCGGCCCACAGAUGGCGUUGAUGUUUAUUUUGAGAAGCCGGUGGAUGACACGGAGCACGCCAACUUCCUGCGUGCCAAAACAGACCUGGAGGAGCGCAGGAUGAAGCGCAUCAAUGAGAUCAUGAAGGAAUGGGCAGAGGCAGAUAACCAGUCAAAGAAUCUGCCAAAGUCAGAGCGACAGGCCCUGAAUGAGCACUUCCAGUCUGUGCUGCAGACGCUGGAGGAGCAGGUAGCUGGAGAGAGGCAGAGGCUGGUGGAGACUCAUCUGGCCAGAGUGGAGGCCAUUCUCAAUAACAACCGCCGCCUGGCUCUGGAGAACUACCUCACUGCUGUGCAGUCUGACCCCCCUCAGCCGGAGCGAGUGCUGCAGGCUCUGAAGCGCUACAUGGCCGCGGAGCAGAAGGACCGCAGACACACACUCAGGCAUUACCAGCAUAUUGUGGCUGUUGACCCCCAGAAGGCUGAGCAGAUGAAAUUCCAGGUGUACACACAUCUCCAUGUAAUUGAGGAGAGGAUGAAUCAGAGUCUUGCACUGUUAUACAAGGAUCCCACCUUGGCUGAGGAGCUGCACAAUGAUAUCCAGGAGCUGGUCAAGGCAGAAAGAGGAGACAUCAGUGAGCUCAUGACCACCUCCUUCUCCGAGACCCGCACUACUGAGGAGCUCCUGCCUGCUGAGAGCGAGGAGGAGAAGGAUGAUGAAGAGGAAGAGGAGAGAGCCUUCCAGAACAGGCCUUAUCCUCCCCGCAUCGAACUGCAGUCGGAUAAGAAAGUGUCUGCAGUUGAGGAAUAUGAUUAUACCACAUCUGAGAGAGGCCCUACUUAUGAAUAUGAGGAAAAGAUCAACACUUCUGUGGAGCUCAAGCAGGUCGUCAAUAAGCCUCCUGAGAUCGAGAGAGAUGAACUGCAACCUGAUGCCUUGGAGACGUUUAACCGUGGCGCCAUGGUGGGGUUGCUGGUGGUGGCCGUGGCGAUCGCCAUGGUGAUGGUAAUCAGCCUGCUGCUGGUGCGCAGGAAGCCAUACGGCACUAUCAGUCAUGGCAUCGUAGAGCAGGUCGACCCCAUGCUGACACCAGAAGAACGACAGCUCAACAAAAUGCAGAACCACGGCUAUGAAAACCCCACCUACAAAUUCUUUGAACAGAUGAACUGAGGUACUGGGGCUGCCAACAAGUCAUGCCUGACCACACGUUUUGCCCCACCCACCCCCACCCCCACCCCCACCCAACUCUUCCUUAAAGUGGUGUCCCAGCUACACUCCCUUUGACGGAUUUAUGAUGUGUUGCAAACAUAAAGUAACUGAAUAAGUACGGGGUACAACCCAAACCCAUUGUAAAUGACCAACAACCUAUCAUCAUUAGCAGAAUGUGAAUAAUGAGAAAACAAACUCACGUCACCUAUAGAAACCUCCUCGGGGUUAGAGUCUGAGGAUUUCCAUUAGCAAUGCCACAUAAUGUUCAUAAUCCUGAAACAUUCACCUCACCAUAGACAGAAAACCAUCCCAGUGGCAUGACUUGACCUUUUGCUCCUCACUAGAAACUGAAGUUGAACGGUGCAUAAUGCUUUAUAGUAUUUAUUUUUCAGUAGUAGUCUCUUUGGUUCAAGUUGUACCACAGUUAGAUAUAAUGUAUCUGUGUAGAUGAGUGUGAGUGACAGCCUAUAGUUAAAUUAUAGUGUAAUUCUCAAUUUAAAAGCCACUCAGUGAUAAAAAGGGCAAAGCUAAUUGUCAAACUAUCCUUACCUCCCUGAGCUACUGUAACAUUGGACACUAGCUCUGACAUUAAGACAUGAACACUAAGUGAGGAUGUGGAGGUGUUUACUGUGAAUGUGUGACACAUUUAGGCUUUCAUUUUAAAACAUACAAGGCCAAACAGACCACACUAGUCGAUACAGAACUGGUGGUACAAAAGAAAAACCAUGCCAUGUUUUUGAGGAUCUGCGCUCAAUAUUAUUACUAAUUAUUUGGCAAAACAUAACAAAUAUUCCAUUUAGCCAACCUAGUCAGUGAAUGAGUUUAUUUUAUUUGUACUGCUACCUAAAGAACUGCAAAACAGAAUAAUCAGAAGUCCGUUAUUUUAAUGAAAGCAUGACAACUUGGUGUAUGAUACUGCUGUAUUUAUUUGUGUUGUUCUCGUCAUUGCUUUUUGAAAAGUCGGAAAUGUCACCGUUCAAAAAGGACACUGUAAAUAACGUAAGAAAUACAUACUACUAGGUGUAGACAUUUCUAUGAUUAAUUUGCAUUGAUGUAAUGGAAUAAUACAUAAAAAUAGUACAUUGUGCUGUUGCGAGAAGGAGAAACAUUUUCCUAACAUGGCUGAUUGAAAACGGACUGUUGUAAAAACCAGCACAAGACAACGACACAGUAACUUCUUUCUGAAUGUAUUUAAGGUAGACGUUGAGAUUCCAUCUUCUUUUGCAUCAUCCCCCCUAGUAGACCGUAAUAGGAGUAGUGAAUCAACACAUCCAAUAGACAGACGACAUGUCUGGUGCCCUUCUCAUCACUUCCUGUAGCAGCCUGUUCAUUUUCACAUUUGGCAGGUGUGUAACAGAGCAGAGGAACUUAAAGCGCAGCAGGUUUUACUGUACAGAGCAGCGGAGGGUAAUGAGGCCACAGCUACAGAAAUGUCAAGUAUCAGUGUGUGUCAUAAAAACAGACCACACUCAUUUAAAGGCAUUAAAGCACUAAAACAUGCUGUGUGUCUUUAAAUCUCCCCGUUUGACAAAUUUGGUCUCAACAACCUUGAAUGUUAGUACUCUAUAGAUGCUUUAUUUAAGUUACUCUCUUCUUAAAUAGCUUUUCACUGAAUGACUCAUCAUAGUUUGUCAUAUUUAUGAUCAACAUAGUACCCUGUAUAGGUAAGUGAAAAAGGGAUUGCCCCUUUUUUCUGGCUGAUUGUUAAUUGCUUAGUGUCAGGUUGAAUUUCCUUUAGCCACUUCUAUUAGACCAUCUUGGUUAAGGAAGGUCGCAUUGUGGGAUGUUGCUUUUUGUUCAUCAGUCUUUUUUUACUAUAUAUGCUAUAGUAGAGAUAACCCAUACCAAAAUCAGUUUAUUUAUUUUACUGGUGGAAGUUUUCUUUUAAAACCUGCAUUUGUUCAUUCAGAGGAAAAAAGUCAUUUAAGUUGUUGUUGUUUUUUUGUAAAGUUUGCUUUGGAAUAAGCAAAAAGAGUUAUGAUCUAGCAUUGAUCUUCAGUUUGUCUCGUUUGGCAGGUUUAUUGCAGGUUGCGGUUGUGUUAUGACAGGUGAAGAGAAGUCAUAGCCCUUGUAUAAUUUGUACAGCUACGUUAGUGAAUGAAAACGUUGUAUGUUCACAGUUUAAGUCAGUUGAUCUUGUAAUGAUACUACUGAAACCAUAGAUGAGAAUAAGCUUGCCUGUGUUUCCCAAACCACUGAAGGUUUCCUACCAGCAUUUAGCAGACUUAGAAUGGUGUAUACUGUAGUUACUCAAAUCACAUUUGUACGUACGUCCUCUGUCAAAUUCUAGACUUCUUUGUUGGUCUGUCCCCUUACUUCCCCGACGAAAUAUAAACAAUGUUAUUGAGAUUUUAAUUGCUGCAUUAUUGCCUUUUACAAUGCUGUGUUUUGGAUGUAAUUAUUCUGUAUUUUUUAUUUCUAUGUAAUAAUCAGUUGGAUCAAGGGUCAUGCUUUUCACCUGUAAUGUAAAUUAUAGAAGCUUGUAUGAGAAAACAAAAGACAAGUUUAUAACGUUCGGAAAUGUGAAAUAUAGAAAGACAGCCUCUGCCUAAUUGACGAGGAGGGGCACUAAGCACAAGUAGAACCAAAUUACUCGAUUUAUGUACAGCUUGCUAAAUGUUAGACAUUGAUUCUGUCUGUCUGAUUUCAAUUAUACCGCAUUGAUUCUAGGGAUGUUGAAUGCAUCGUUCAGAGAGCUGAUCUUCAUUUUCAUUCAGACCUUUGACCAAAGACAUGCUCCACAAAUAAGCAGACAGAUAUUCCUAUUUGGCAAAUGUUCUCUGUUGUGUAACUGUAUUUGCAAGCAAUCUGAGAAAUUAAAACUGGUCAAGCUAAAUAAUAGUGUAAUAAAAAUGAAUGACCCAUAAAA
Molecule: messenger RNA, 5253 nt
Organism: Centropristis striata (black sea bass)
Lineage: Eukaryota; Metazoa; Chordata; Actinopteri; Perciformes; Serranidae
Gene: aplp1
Product: amyloid beta (A4) precursor-like protein 1
Exons: 17
Coding region: 198-2345 (715 amino acids)
Biological process (GO): central nervous system development; axonogenesis
Cellular component (GO): plasma membrane; Golgi apparatus
Molecular function (GO): heparin binding; alpha-2C adrenergic receptor binding; alpha-2A adrenergic receptor binding
Source: RefSeq, a predicted model, not a curated record